ACACAUGAGUAAACGGCCAAGCGAGCAGGAUCCCGAUCCUGAAAAGAAGUUUAAGCACGAUAACGUCGAGUCCGUUGGCAACAACGGCCACGUGGAUGACGGUAACGGUGACGGUGAUGGUGACGGUGACAGUGGUAAUGGAAAUGAAAGUACCAGUCUGUCAACCAGUGCGUCAACCCUGUCACCGCACCAAUCAGCUCCUAAACAGGCCUCUCAAACAGAUAUUUCAUUAACAGCCCUGUCAGCUUUACUGGCACUCCAGGCAACUUCACCACCUGUCCCUACCACGCUCCCGCCCGCGUCUAAACCCGAACAUGGUAGUGACGAAUGGCACCGGUUACGCAAGGAAAGCCAUAAAGAAGUCGAGCGGCGGCGGCGGGAAAACAUCAACGGUGGAAUCCGCGAGUUGGCAGGCUUGAUUCCUACCAGUGACACAAACAAGGCCCAGAUUUUGCAGAGAGCCAUUGAGUAUAUUAAGAGACUUAAGGAAAAUGAAACCAAUAAUAUCGAGAAAUGGACGCUUGAAAAGCUUUUGACAGAGCAGGCGGUCAGUGAGUUGGAUGCAUCCAACACCAAGUUAAAACAGGAGUUGGAGCGGGCGUAUAGGGAGAUUGAGCAGUUGAAAAGAGAGUUGUCAAAUGAGUAGUGUAUAUUACAAUGUAUGAAACCAAACAGUUCGAUGUGCUAAUGCUAACAAAAAGAUGCUAAAAAAAGGAUGAAGUAAAGAUGACUGCUGCACUUACGCUAACGUCCUUUUUUCUCGUCUUUGUCAUUUGUCUUCUUCUCGUCCUCAUUCUCCGUCUCCUCAUUCCCCAGCUGCUGGUAUAUCUCGUUCAAUCCCAACACCCGCGCCACCUCCUGGUCGUAAUUCAAAUAGUUCACCAAUACCUUAAAGUAAAACGGAUCAAUCUUCAUGGGCUCAAAUCCACCGCGAGACUCAAUCAACAUCCGCGUCAGCU
This is a messenger RNA of Yamadazyma tenuis ATCC 10573, 959 nucleotides long. The record is from RefSeq and is a predicted model, not a curated record. Lineage: Eukaryota; Fungi; Ascomycota; Pichiomycetes; Serinales; Debaryomycetaceae.